Sclerotinia trifoliorum is the source of this 2771-nucleotide messenger RNA. Lineage: Eukaryota; Fungi; Ascomycota; Leotiomycetes; Helotiales; Sclerotiniaceae. The record is from the annotation of a GenBank genome assembly.
GUGAGUGAGUGAGUGAGUGAGUGAGUGAGUGAGUCUUAAUUCAAUUUCCAAUUGAGUCCUGCUUGUGUUCUUCUAUAUAUUUUGAUUGACUCUACUUUCCUUCUUCAUUUAUUGUCCGCGCGGGAUACGUGUUUGUCAACGAGAGCAUCUUUCAUUGCACUGCGCCAGUUCUUACAUUUUUUGUGCUGGGCGAAGAGAGGCAAGAAAGAAUCCCAACCGUAGCUCUUAUCAAGCAUAAUCUACAAUCUUUUAAAAUAUUUGAUACGCAGAUAUAUACCACCGUUACAACGAUGUCUUCUUUUCCAGUACCAAUCAAAUCUAGGGAUGAGGGGCACCUACGGGACUCAAUCUCCAGAUCUCCUUUUAGCACUUCAUUCAUAUCUCGCUCACCUAUUGCUCAAGAAUCACUUGCGAGAGAUUUGGCGGAAUAUCCCGCAGAUGAUAUAGAAACACCGGCGCAGAAUGAAUGCACUAGCUCUGGGGAUGAGUCUUCAGAGGCUUCCACAAUUCGCCAAUCGGAGGCUCAGCACGCAAUGACGCAUUCGUAUCGGAGGCCAAGUUUUGUGGCAUUUGCUGGUACUCGUCCUGCGCUUACUCCCCAGUUCAAAGAUACAGCAUGGUUGAGCAAGAAGGAAAGACAUGACACGAGGAACGAGGAAAGGAGUUUAUUGAGGGACAAUCAUCUAGCUCCACCAAAACAUCCCGAGCCAGCGAAGCGAAGCGCCUUCAACCGGUUAUACAGGAAAUUGUUUAGCACAAAAAUACCAAAGCCAACGGGCGAUGAAGAAGCUGGAACGCCAUCAGAGACUUCAGCAUUGCUACCAAAUGGGCAGCACGAGUCUGCGCGUUCACGCCACGAGAGACUAAACAGACAAUGGGAAGAAGCUGUCGCAGCAGGGAAGAUCAAAACAACAUGGCAACGAGAGGCGAAGACUUUAUUGAGAUAUUCGAGCCCAUUGGUCGUGACUUUUGUCCUUCAAUAUUCCCUUACUGUUGCGAGUAUAUUCACAGUCGGACAUCUCGGGAAAAUAGAAUUGGGUGCUGUCAGUUUGGCUAGUAUGACAGCGAAUAUUAGUGGAUAUGCUAUCUAUCAAGGACUGGCUACAAGUUUGGAUACACUUUGUGCGCAGGCAUACGGAUCUGGUAGAAAAGGUCUAGUCGGAUUACAAUUGCAAAGAAUGGUAUGGUUCCUCUGGGCUCUGACUAUACCAAUAGGCAUAAUUUGGUUGAGUGCCGAGAAAAUCCUGGAAACUAUCGUACCCAAUAAACGUUCCGCAGAGCUGGCAGGUCUAUAUCUUCGAGUUUUACUAUUCGGAGCUCCUGGAAUGGCACUUUUUGAAAGUGCGAAAAGAUUCGUACAAGCACAAGGAUUGUUUUCUGCAACCACUUACGUUUUGCUUAUCUGCGCACCUCUCAAUGCUUUCAUGAAUUGGUUGUUUGUUUGGCAGUUUGAGUGGGGGUUUAUUGGAGCUCCAAUCGCUGUUGCUGUGACAGAUAAUCUCUUACCUCUUCUUUUAUUUCUAUAUGUCCGAUUCGUGGAUGGAAAAGAUUGUUGGGAUGGAUUUACAUGGAGAGCUUUUCAUAACUGGGGUAAGUUUUAGCUGCACUCUGCUUAUAUAAUUCUAACAAGUGCCAGGUCCGAUGAUCAAGCUCGCUCUUCCUGGCCUCGUCAUGGUGUUGGCGGAGUACUUAGCAUUUGAGGUUCUAACUUUAGCGUCGAGCUACUUUUCCGUAACGCAUCUCGCGGCUCAAAGUGUCCUUACUACCAUAACUGCUUUAACUUUCCAAAUCCCAUUCUCCAUUUCUAUCGCAGCUUCCACCCGUGUGGCAAAUCUUAUCGGCGCCACACUCUCAGAUGCGGCUAAAACUAGUUCGAAAGUGGUACGUAAAGCUUCAAUUUUGUGUUCCCAGGUGUUAUGCAUCCCCAUUUAAGAGCCGUUGAGCUAACAAGGCUUACCUGCCAGGCCAUCUAUGCUGCCUGCAUAGUUGGACUAUUCAACUUUACACUAAUUUCCUCCCUGCGCAAUAUCGUACCCCGUCUCUUCACCGACGACGUCGACGUUAUAAACAUCGUCGCCAGUGUCUUACCUCUCUGUGCUGCAUUCCAACUCUUUGAUGCCUUAGCAGCAAAUUGUAAUGGCUUGCUCAGAGGAUUGGGAAGACAGGAGAUAGGUGGAUAUGUUAAUCUCUUCUGCUACUAUGUAUUAGCGAUGCCAAUUAGUUUUGGAACGGCAUUUGGAUUAGGAUGGCAAUUAGAGGGAUUGUGGUUGGGUGUUGCCCUUGCGUUGGGUCUGGUGGCAGCGAUUGAGGGGUGGUUUUUGGUGAGAACGGAUUGGGAGCGUGCCGUGGAGGUAUGUUUUUGGGCUUUCCUUGAAGCAGUUGCUUAUUUUGAGAAAAUUACUAACGUGUACAUGAUCACAGGCAGCACAAGAUCGAAAUGCAGCAGGAUGAUUUUUUGUUGAUGUAAAUGAUGUAAUGAUUUUUAAUUUCAGGAAAACUAGGUGAUUAGGCAGGAGAGAAAGUUAUAAAAUUUAUGAGGGUUAAAAUCUACGGUGGUGGUUCAAUUUUAGAGGAGGUUGCGUGUUAAGAACCUCUACAGCUAGAUUGAUGGUUUGAUAUAUUUAUCUUUACUUGAACAUUUUUUGGCGACAAUUUUCUUUCCUCCGUUUUCGUUAUUGAUUAUAUCGAAACUGAGCUCUGUUUUGUACAUGAGCGAGCGGUCGUACUUGUAUACUUGUACAUACCCCACCUGCGAUAUAUAAGCAUGCACA